Molecule: messenger RNA, 258 nt
Organism: Fusarium mangiferae
Lineage: Eukaryota; Fungi; Ascomycota; Sordariomycetes; Hypocreales; Nectriaceae
Exons: 2
Coding region: 1-258 (85 amino acids)
Source: RefSeq, a predicted model, not a curated record
AUGGCGGAAAUGUAUAACGUCCCUCCUGAACAGGCCUCCUUCUGGGUGUGCAACCAAAACAAGGGCGACGGAAAAACAUGUGGAAACACAAAUUCUAUAAAUGACAAGAAAUGUGAGGACUGCAAGAUGAAACGGGACAAGGGCGACACAGCCUUCAACGAGCAAAUGAGGGCUAUCGGCAAGUUGAAGAAGGUGGAAGGGGCAGUCGAGUAUUGGGAGAACAAUGCCACUCAUAUUCAUGUUGCUGGUGCGCCUUAA